Messenger RNA from Linum trigynum, 3227 nucleotides. Lineage: Eukaryota; Viridiplantae; Streptophyta; Magnoliopsida; Malpighiales; Linaceae. The record is from the annotation of a GenBank genome assembly.
UUCGCCAUGUUUUUCUAUUAAAGUCUCACUAAUCUAAUGCGUUCUUCGACUUAAAGUUUAGACAUAUAUUUAAUAUAGCUAUGAUUCACGUAUUUUUUUUUUCUUGUGUACAAUUUUAAAAGAAUAUCAUAUUAUGGAUGCGUUCAUUUGUAACCUUUUUAGCCUAUUUCAACAAAUGGCUUGAAAAAAACUAGACAUAAGUUGAAGUAAAUCAAGUUUUAUUAAAAUUCAAACAAUAUUUGUGAAUUUUGAUACCUUUCACCUCGGUUUAUUCGUUUGAAUUUUUAAUUUUUUAUAAAAUAUUUUUAUGAUGUAGAAUAAUUACAUAUUUUGUGUUGGGUUGGGUUUUUACUUAAAAAUAUCGCCAACCCGACCCAACCCAAUUAGAAACAAACCGUAGGGUUUAGAUUUUUUUGGGUGGAUUUGGGUUUAAUAUUUCCCAAACCGUAGUGCAUGGGUUGGGUGAUUAAAAUGCCUAAACCCGGACCACCCGACCCAUGUACACCACUAGCUAAAAGUAAAACAUUGCGACCGUACGAAAUGCAAAGUUAUCGUGUACUUUUAGGUGAAUUACCCAUAGAUCACUGGCUUAUUAUUCCAACUAAAUAAUCUGCGAAAACGGCAGUGCGACCAGAAUUUGGCAGCUCCUUCGCUUCCCCUCCGAUCUGAUCUUCGAUCUUCCUCUUCGCUGCCCACAACUAACACUACCCAGUAACUCAACUCCGAUGGCGGAUACAAUUCCCUCUCAAACGCCGCCGAGAUCCGCCACGGACCUCUUCUCCGAACCGCUAGAUGGCCACCCACUCUGGUUCAAGCCCAACCUCUUCCUCUCCCCUAACUUCGACUCCGAAUCCUACAUCUCUGAGCUCCGUACCUUUGUUCCCUUCGACAACCUACGCUCCGAGCUUCAGAGCCACUUGGCUUCCCUCAACCACGAGCUCAUCGACUUAAUCAACCGCGACUACGCCGAUUUCGUCAACCUCAGCACCAAGCUUGUCGAUGUAGACGCCGCCGUGGUCCGGAUGCGGGCUCCGCUUUUGGAGCUCCGGGAAAAAAUCGAGGGAUUCAGGGGCAGCGUCGAAGGCUCUCUUGUUUCUCUCAGAAAUGGAUUGAAGCAGAGAUCCGAAGCUGCUGCCGCUCGAGAGGUCUUGGAACUGCUCUUGGACACCUUCCAUGUUGUUUCCAAGGUUGAGAAACUUAUAAAGGAGCUACCAAGCGUUCCUGCUGAUUUGUCCAAUGGAGAUGCAAAUCUGAUUGGGAAGAAUGCUUUGAGCAAUGGCAAUUAUGUGCCGCCAACUGAGAACGGGGCGAAUCUUAGAGAAACUCAAAGCAUGCUUCUGGAGAGAAUUGCUAGCGAGAUGAAUCGGCUGAAGUUCUAUAUUGCUCACGCACAGAAUCUUCCUUUCAUUGAUAACAUGGAGAAGAGGAUUCAAAGUGCAAGUCAGUUACUGGAUGCCAGUUUAGGACACUGUUUUGUGAACGGGCUAGAAAAUCAUGACGACAAUGCCAUUUACAAUUGUUUACGUGCAUAUGCUGCCAUUGACAACACCAAAAGUGCAGAAGAGAUUUUCCGCACCACAAUCGUAGCUCCUCUAAUGCAUAAAAUUAUCCCACACGAGCCUUCAGCUGGGGGUGCAGGGGUUUCAUCAGUUAUACUUGAAACUGAUUAUCUGCAGAUCAAGCAAUGCAUCCAGAAAAACUGUAAAUUCCUCCUAGAUAUUGCUUCUGAAGAAAAUUCCGGGUUGCACGUUUUCAACUUCCUCUCCAACUCCAUUCUGAAAGAAGUCCUCUCCUCAAUUCAAAAGGGAAAGCCUGGUGCCUUCUCACCUGGUCGACCGUUGGAAUUCCUUAGAAAUUACAAAUCAAGCUUAGAUUUCUUGGCAUAUCUCGAAGGCUAUUGUCCAUCCAGAUCUGCUGUUACAAAAUUCAGAGCAGAACCAGUAUACGUAGAAUUCAUGAAGCUAUGGAACGUUGGAGUUUAUUUUUCCUUAAGAUUUCAGGAGAUAGCUGGUGGUCUAGAGACUGCUCUUGCAGUAACCAGCCUUGUCCCUGUGCAGCAGAAGUUUUUAUCUGAUGAUAACAUUUCCCCACCAUUAACAUUAAAACAGAGUGCUACUCUUCUAGAGAGCCUGAGAUCUUGCUGGAGAGAAGAUGUUCUUAUCAUUUCUUGCUCUGACAAAUUCCUUCGCUUAACCUUGCAGCUUCUGUCAAGAUAUUCAAAUUGGCUGUCAUCUGGACUUGCUGCUCGGGAAACUGGCAGUACAGGCUCAACGCCUGGAUGCGAAUGGGCAAUUUCAGCCGCUCUUGAUGAUUUCAUUUAUAUCAUUCACGACAUUAAGAAUCUUUCCGCAGAAGUCUGUGGGAACUACCUCGAGCAUGUAGUGGAACUUUUAUCCUCGUGUUCCUCGGACUUCAUUGACCUAAUAAGACAAAGCAUUCUUCAAGGUGGAAGGUCUCUGAAUGAUUUAUCACUACCAGUCAUGAAGGCUGUUAUAGACACCCUGAAGGACAAGGCUGAAGAGGACUUGAAACAAUUGAAGGGGAUAACUGCGACAUACAGGAUGACAAACAAGCCUCUUCCUGUGAGACAUUCCCCCUAUGUGUCUGGGCUAUUGCGUCCAGUAAAGGCUUUUCUGGAGGGGGAGCGUGCUACGACUUAUCUUACCGAGGAAGUCAGGAAAGAGUUACUUCUCGGUACUGCAACUGCAAUAACUGAUUGCUAUAGCAAAUUAGCUACUGAGCUCGUUAGUCUGGCAAGGAAAACGGAGUCUUCACUCCAGAAAAUUCGGCAGGGAGCCCAGCGUCGUGCUGGAACGAGCUCUGAUGUGUCGGACCACAGCAUAUCAGACACGGAUAAAAUGUGCAUGCAAUUGUUCCUUGACAUCCAGGAAUAUGGACGAAACCUUGCCGCCCUUAGCGUUGAUGCAGCCAACAUUCCAUCGUAUCGCUCCUUGUGGCAAUGUGUUGCUCCCUCCGAUCGGCAAAACGUUAUUAGCUUGUGAUUCUUGCUUUGCCCUAACAAAGCAGCAGCUUCAGCUUGUAGAUGUAGUACUAGUAGUUUUCAAAUACCUUCACCCUUUUUGUCCCAUACAUAUAUAUGUUUUUUGACUAUUACUAUUUUAUUAUUAUGAUACAGCCCCUAUUGAUUGUACUUCUCUAUUACUAUUUUAUUAUUAUAUUAUAUGUUAUAGUUCAAUUUGUUAGCUCCAUAAACUGUUUCAAAACUG